Messenger RNA from Doryrhamphus excisus (bluestripe pipefish), 6066 nucleotides. The record is from RefSeq and is a predicted model, not a curated record. NCBI's taxonomy places the organism in Eukaryota, Metazoa, Chordata, Actinopteri, Syngnathiformes, Syngnathidae.
UCAUUCAUUUUCUACCGCUUAUCCUCACGAGGGUCCCGGGGGUGCUGGAGCCUAUCCCAGCUGUCUUCUGGUCAAGAGGCGGGGUACACUCUGGACUGGUGGCCAGCCAAUCACAGGGCACAUAUAGACAAACAACCAUUCACACUCACAUUCAUACCUAUGGACAAUUUGGAAAAACCCCAACUGUCGACCCAGCGUUCAGUUCCCCUCCUUAAGGCAGAGGGAGUGACGUUCACCAACGUAAGAACCAAACCUCACUCCCAUCCAGUUGACGGCACCGAUGUAACCCGCCUGGACCGCCUGGACCUUCGGAAUGGGAGACAGGAGCGCCGACCCUUUAGGCCGUAGACCUGCACAGAAACACUGGCUGGCAGCCAUUACACUCUCACUUUUAAGUCUCCAAAUACCAAAAAAAAACGCUCCAACUACACCAAAAAAAGAUACUAAAUAUGUAGCUAGUCGCUUUUGAGAAGAUACAUCACUAAGACGGUUUGGAAUGUCACAGGAUUUAACAGCAAAGUCACCAACAUUAGCUAUUAGCAUGUUAGCUAAGAAAAUGCUAAUUAUUAGCCGUACAACAGGAAAAACGAGCCGUCACAUUAAAAGAUGGUAGAUGUAAUGUUAUACCAUUAAUAUCGACGUAAUAAAAACCUUUUCUCACAUCAUUCAGUAUUUAUCCGCAGAUAUGUUGAUGAUAUGUCUUCCUCGGUUCGGCCAUAAACCGAUGUAACCCGCCUGGACCUUCGGAAUCGGAGACAGGAGCGCCGACCCUUUAGGCCGCAGACCUGCACAGAAACACUGGCUGGCAGCCAUUACACUCUCACUUUUUAAGUCUCCAAACACCAAAAAAAAACUCUCCAACUACACAAAAAAGAUACUAAAUAUGUAGCUAGUCACUUUUAAGAAGAUACGUCACUGAGACGGUUUAGAAUGUCACAAGAUUUAGCAGCAAAGUCAACAACUUGAACAGCAGAACAUUAGCUAUUAGCAUGUUAGCUAAAAAUAAUGCUAAUUAUUAGCCGUACAACAGGAAAAACGAGUCGUCACAUUAAAAUAUGGCAGAUGUAAUGUUAGGCCAUUAAUAUCGACGUAAUAAAAACCUUUUCUCACAUCAUUCAGUAUUUAUCCGCAGAUAUUUUGAUAUCUUUUCCUCGGUUCGGCGAGUUUACAGCCACUUGAUAAUUGCAGGUCUAUCAAGUAUCAGCAGAGGGCGCUGUUGCCUCAAUUUGUCAUAUAUACAACAUGAGUCUACUAUGUAUGUUUACACAUGGGUAGAAAAAAAUGGAUUUCAAAAUAUAUAUUUUUUUAAAAGCUAUCUUUUAAGGAUGUGGUUUGAUAUGGAGGGUAUUCAUGAAAUAAUAUCUUGAGUUGUGUUGUUGGGUAAAAAAAAAAAAAAGAGAGAAGUAGACCUUCCCUUUUCUCUCUGUCUACAGUAUACAUUGAAGAAAUAUACUCAAAAUUGACACAUCCUUUUAGGAGGUGGCUGAGUUAGGUCAUCAGAGAUAUGAAAGCAACAGCUGGACUCUUGCUGUUGCUCGUCACAGUUUCUCAAGGCGCGCGAAGUGCCUGUGAUGGCAGACAAAAUGGUGCUCAGUGUUAUGGAAAACUGGGAAGUGAUAUAUCCCUCCAUUUGAUGGACAACGCCUUAACUAUAUUUAGAUAUGAAUGUCAGCAAAACAAGACGAUUUUAUUUAAAGGGGGAACAAGUCGUGGAUUGUCUCAACUACCCGAAAGAUUCGUCUUCACCCCAGAAGAUGGAAUGAUGAAGAUAGAAAAGCUGAAGAGGACGGAUAGUGCCAACUAUACGAUUAUAACCGAUGAUGAAAGUGGAACUCGGCAAGUACAAUGGACUCUAGUGUUGUUUGUUGAAGCUCCUGUGACCUCGGUCCACAUUGCUUGGACGUGUCUGUCCCAGGGACAGCAGUGGGUGUCGUGCUCCUCCAACGGAGGGGACAAUCUCUGGUACAAAUUGACCCUGAACAACCAACCGCUGGAGGACAUCGACCUCCAUUCUGGACAUCUUCAAACAAACGUCACACUGAAGCGGCGCGUCUCUGGACAGCUAGCCUGCACUGUUAGCAAUAACGUUGGCCGUGUCUUGGAAAGCGUGCGGAUAUAUCCUUGUGGUUUCAUGAACUGCACCUCAAACGGGACUCGUAUAAUUGGGUGGUUUCCUGAAAACAGUCAAGUCCAGUGUGAUGAAUAUAUCCCAGAAACCACGCCCCCUCAAAGUAAGAAUUACGUGCUGAUAAUGGCCGGCGUCCUCUCGGCACUCGUCACCCUGUUAGUGAUCGCGGUGGCCAUUGUGGUUUUGUCUCAGAAGAAAAAGCAAAGCAGCUCACAUUCAGAUGAACCGGAUGUGACGUAUGCCGACAUCAGGAUCAGGAAUCAGCCGCAGAAUAAGCCGGUAAAAGCCAGACAGGAAGCGGAGGUGGAAUACGGCCAAGUCAGGUUUCCACAGCAACAACGCCAAAGCGUUGCUCACCAACAAGAUGGAUGUCUUUACGCCAAUGUCCGCAAAAACAGGUGAUUUUAGUGUUGAGGGCAGAUGGCCGAGGUGUUGUUACCAAAUACCCUAUUUUCCGGACUAUAAGUCGCACUUUUUUUAUACUUAUACUUAUACUCCAGAGCAACUUAUAAAUGUUUAUGUUCCAUAAACACUGGACACCUUUUCUGUUUGUUUAUUUUUUGUGUAGCUGAAUAAGCAUUGUGUUAGCAUAUCUUACACCUAUUCAGCCUGUUCUCUAUUCUUUUAUUAUUAUUAGAACUUGCCUUCCAAGAGGACGUAAUGUCUGUUUUGGUCAAGUAGUUCAAAUAAAUUACCUGCAAAAAAUGUGACUUAUACUCCAGUGCAACUUAUGUAUGUUUUUUUCUACCUAAUUAUGCAUUUUUGGCCUUGUGCGACUUAUACUCCAGUGCGACUUAUGUAUGUUUUUUUCUACCUAAUUACGCAUUUUUGGCCUUGUGCGACUUAUACUCCAGUGCAACUUAUGUAUGUUUUUUUUUUUUAACCUAAUUAUGCACUUUUGGCCUUGUGCGACUUAUACUCCAGUGCAACUUAUGUAUGUUUCUUUCUACCUAAUUAUGCAUUUUUGGCAUUGUGCGACUUAUGUAUUUUUUUUCUACCUAAUUAUGCAUUUUUGGCAUUGUGCGACUUAUGUAUUUUUUUUCUACCUAAUUAUGCAUUUUUGGCCUUGUGCGACUUAUACUCCGGAGCGACUUAUGUAUGUUUUUUUCUUCCUACUACUUAUGCAUUUUUGGCCUUGUGCGACUUAUACUCCAGUGUGACUUAUGUAUGUUUCUUUCUACCUAAUUAUGCAUUUUUGGCAUUGUGCGACUUAUGUAUUUUCUUUCUUCCUACUUAUGCAUUUUUGGCCUUGUGCGACUUAUACUCCCGUGCGACUUAUGUAUGUUUUUUUCUACCUAAUUAUGCACUUUUGGCCUUGUGCGACUUAUACUCUAGAGCGACUUAUGUAUGUUUUUUCUACCCAAUUAUGCAUUUUUGGCCUUGUGCGACUUAUACUCCAGUGCGACUUAUGUAUGUUUUUUUCUACCUAAUUACGCAUUUUUGGCCUUGUGUGACUUAUACUCCAGAAAAUAUGGUCAUUUUUCAUGACCUCUACAGAGUAUUUAUUUGGAAAGAUUUGUGGAAAACGUUGUUGAUAUUUUCCCGUCUGUAAAGAGAUGGACGUGAAUCCUGAAACAUUUUGCCGUGUUGUCUCUGGGUGGGGUCAAACCUUUGCUCCCCGCGUCGUGAUAUCAACAUGACCCGUUUUUACGUGGAGAUAAAUGUCUUAUGUAAUGUGUUUUGUGUUAAAUAGUGUAACAUUGUUUUUAUUUCGCUGUGCUACGGACAUCUUGGGACUUAAAAUUUUUUUUUGUUUAACACGAGUUUGGGCGGGUGGUUUGAGGUCAAAGUUCGACAACCGCGGUCAACCGUUUAGCUGAUUCACAGCCCAUCAAAAGUCUUUAUGGUGUGUGUGUGUGAUAGUCGCCGUGUCCUUAAACAACCAUCUGAGAUUAUUUUUAACCGAAGGCUCUCCUUAAAACUCAGUUGAACCUUUGACUGACAUAAUCUAGCGAGCAAAUAAUUGAUAACGUAACGCCAGGAUCGUAAAGAAGCUCAAACAAUUGGGUGCCAUUUUAGGGUCUAACGUAUUUGUGUCCGACAAAAACCGCGCGGGAUUCUCGGCUGCUGUUCUUAAAUUGAACGAAAUGAUUUUGAAUUAUUAUAUACAUGAUAAUUCAAUAAUAUUUAAUAAUAUAAAUAAUUAUUUUUUUAGCCAAAUUGUGUGUCCAGUGCACCCUUUUUGUUUGGAGUGUGUUUGUAUUGUUGUAUCAUUUUGUUUAAAAAAAAUAAAAAAUAAAAUAAAAAAAAAUAUAUAUUAUUUUUUAUUUCAGCAUAUUGUUUUUAUUAUUUAUUUACAUAAUAUAAAUAAUAAAUAUAAAUUAAAUAAUAUAAUUUAAUCUCCAGUAAUUAUGUAAUUAAAUAUAAUUUAUAAAAAUUAUUUCAAUAUUAAUUAAUUUUAUAAAUUAUUAGUUUUUAGCCAAAUUGUGUGUCCAGUGCCCCCUUUUUGUUUGGAGUGUGUUUGUAUUGCUGUUGACGUUUUGUUAAAAAAAAAAUAAAAAAAAAUUGAAAAAAUAAAGUAUAAAAAAAUAGAUUUUUUAUUUCAGCAUAUUGUGUUUUUAUUAUUUAUUUAUAUAAUAUAAAUAAUAUCAACAUAAAUGUAAUAAUAUAAUUUAAUCUCCCAAAAUUAUGUAAUUAAAUCUAAAUAUAAUUUAUUUUUAAAAAUUAUUUUUUUUUCCACUCAAUUUCUGCAUUAUUAAAUACUACUUCAAAACUUUUGGAUAUCGGUAACUGAAUGUUGUUUUUAAAAAAAUGAUAUUUUAAACAGGACAUCUGUCCUCGUCUAUUUUCAUAACUUCUUUGUUUCAUCUUUCAUAAAGUCCAGUCGAUGUACCGCCGACAUAACUAAACCUCCAAAACACACGGCAGCAAUGAUUGUCUCCAUGACUGCUCGGGGGAAACUCAUUUUAUUAACAAAAGCAAAACAUUUCAACGUGUAAACCCUUUUUUUUUGAUAAGUCGAAUGGAGAAGAUAGACGGACAGAUGCGGGUGCAAAGUUUUUAAACGUCCAUCUUCCUCUUUUUGAACGGAAAGAUGACGCUGGAUGGAAGUUUGUGGUGAUGGUCCGUGUAUAGUAACUUUGUAAACAAGCUAGCGUUCCUUCAAUAAACGCUUGAGGGGCAGUGACUUGUGUUUUUUUUUUUUUUUUUUUCGUAAAAUCCUGCAGCUGCUGAAUCGAGAAUUCUGUGUGUGUGUGUGUGUGUGUGUGUGUGUGUGUGCGUGUGUGUGGGUGGAGGUGUAAAGGGCAGCGGUUCAUGAGUCAAGCUAUUGAGCAAUGGGCAGCUUGCUAGUCAGGAUGUGGCUGCUGUCUGCGUGUUUUAUACUUCUCCAUGUUUUCCGCCUUCAUGUCAUCUUAGAUAAAUUCACACCCGCAAAAAACAAAAAAAAAACAAAAAAAUUAAAAUAAAAAUUGUCAUGUUACUGAGCAAAAUAUAAAAAUUGUGCUGAUGUUGUGUUUUUUUGAGGGGGCUUUAACACGACAUUUUCUGCAUCGCUUUGGUUGUCUUUUCUUAGGAAAUUUCUCUAAAAAGUAUCACUUUCAAGUAUCUAAAAAUAGUAUUUUACUCGCUUAUACACGAGUAUGUGUUCAGUUUGUAAUAUAACGAGACCCUGUACUCUUACCUGGAAGUGCAAUUCACAUUAAGUUACAUUUUUGAGCAUAAUAAACUGGAAAAAAAAAAAAAGUGAAAACGUCACAUAUUCGCAUUUUCAUACACAUGAAAAUAUCGUAAUUUAUAUACAAAUCCUAACUACUCAAUAUUCUUGUUCUUUCGCAAACCAUUUCUCGAUUAAUUAUUCAGUACCUUCAUACAUUCACAGAUUAAAAGUUGUCAGAAAUAGUUCAUUUCAGACUAAUGCCCUUAUUGUGAAAUGCUGACAGAUACUUCCUCCCUGUUAUAUGAACUCCAUUUUGUAUUCUGAUAUGGCAUUGGAGAGA